This is a messenger RNA of Erythranthe guttata (spotted monkey flower), 881 nucleotides long. RefSeq names its product protein translocase subunit. The record is from RefSeq and is a predicted model, not a curated record. Gene Ontology annotation, cellular component: mitochondrion. Lineage: Eukaryota; Viridiplantae; Streptophyta; Magnoliopsida; Lamiales; Phrymaceae.
AAAAAAUAGUAGAGCUUCUUCUACUUUGUCGUUCGCUUCUCAAAAAAUAAAAAAUACGCCGUCAAAACGCCAUUUCUAACUCAGUUCUCAGCUCACAUUCAAAAUCAGUAUAAAGCCAUGGGUUUCGGAGCCCUAAGAUCCAUGAUCCGACCCGUAUCCAGAAUCCUCAUACCCGCCUCUCAUUUCUCUCCAGCAGCAAAAACCUUCUCAACCACCUCUCGGCCGGAGCUCCGCCACCUCUUCGCCCCACUCCGCCGCAAUCCGCCAUGGUUUCCUCCCUGCAGCGCCUUCCAUAGCCUUACGGACACUAGGCUCCCGAAACGUAGACCCAGCGACAGGUCCCGCCGCAAAAGAGCCAGCUUAAAACCCCCAGGUCCAUAUGCGUGGGUAAAAUGUACACCUGGGGAACCUAUAGCUGCUAACCAACCAAACGAGGGAAGUGUGAAGAGAAGGAAUGAGAAGAAGAGGAUUAAACAGCAUCGCGCAUUUAUAAUGUCUGAGAAAAGGAAGCGCAAAGCCCAGUUGCAAGAGGCGAAAAGAAAAAAGAUAAUGAAAAGGGUGGAGCGCAAAAUGGCUGCAGUUGCAAGAGAGAGAGCCUGGCAAGAACGUCUCGUCGAGCUGAAACGGAUUGAAGAGGAGAAGAAGAACGCAACUAUGGCUUGAUUUAUCUGUUUGUCCCCUUUUCGAUUCUACUCAAAUAACCUGCAUUUUUCGUUUUGUUUUUCGAACUGUUUUUUUUUCUAAUUGGGCUUCUCUUAAAAGAUUUCGUUUCUUCAAUUUUCCCCAGGCCCAUACUGUUAGAUCUUUUGGAUUAUUCAAAUCAAGGUUGCAAUUUUUCAGACAGUCAAAUAAGAAAACAGUACAUUCUUCUUGCAAACUAA